AUGGUGGUUUCAAGUACAAGGCAGGCAAUAACAGUGGAUGUAGGAGGGUAUCUGAUAACAAGGGUUCAUGCAGAUUCUCUGACAAUAAAAAGAAGAAGUUUAUGGGAAUAUUUAGCAGGCAUAUCAUCAUUAAAUAAGCCAUGGAUGCUAAUUGGGGACUUCAAUGCAGUUUUAUCUAUGGAAGAAAAAAAGGGAGGUAGGAGUCCAUUAACUUCAGCAAUGCUUGAUUUCAAUAACUGCAUUCAAAACUGUGAAAUGAUACAAGCUCCAAAGACUGGUCUAAAUUUUUCAUGGUGCAACAAUAGAGCAGGAAAGAAAAGAAUUGUAUGCAAUCUAGACAGAGCUUUUUACAAUGUUAAAUGGUCGGAAGUGUUUCCAAGUUGGGAUUAUAAAGUAGGAACUAGAGGUACUUCUGACCAUAGUCCUCUUUUUGGUGCAACUGCAGCAUUCCCAAAACCAACAAAUGUCCCUUUUAGAGAUCUAAAGGUGUGGUUAUCACAUGAAGGAUUCAAAAAAGUAAUUGAAGAUGCUUGGAAAAUUGAGAAUGUGUUUGGAGAUGUGAGGAAGAAAAUGAAACAAGCAGAUGAAGAGGUAUUGAAGCUUUCUCUUAUUUCAUAUCAAAAUCCCAGAAAUAUUAAUAUCUUAAAUCAGCUAGUCACAGCCAGAGGGGUCCAGGAAAUUGUCACUCAACAACAUCAAGAUAUUGAAAGACAAAAAUCAAGAGUUAAGUGGCUUAAAUAUGGGGCAUUAAAUUCAAGAUUCUUUCAUGUUAACAUGAAAAUAAGACAAAUGCAAAAUGCCAUAGUGGAACUGGAAAAUGAAGAGGGAGAACUACUUUCAACACAACAAGGCAUUUUUGAUAUUCUAGUGAAGCACAUUGAAUCCAAAUUUAAAUAUAAAGAAGUUCAGAUAUUUGAGAAAAUCUUUGAUUCAGUUCCUAAAGUAAUUCUUAAUGAGGAUAAUGAAAAAUUGGAAUCAAUUCCUUCAGCAGAAGAAAUAAAGAAAGCAGUAUUUGAUCUUGAUCCUGAAAGCUCGCCUGGACCAGAUGGAUUUGGAGGUUGGUUCUACAAAAUGGCAUGGGAUAAUAUCAGUGAUGAUUUUGUCAAAGCAUUCCAAUAUUGUUGGGAAAAAGAAUUCAUUCCAUCAGGUAUGAAUGCUAAUUUUAUAAUGCUCCUUCCUAAAGUCAAGAAUGCAAGAAAACCUAAUCAAUUUAGACCAAUUGGUCUAAUGAACUUUUGCUUCAAGGAAUAUUCAAGAUCAAAUAGUUCUAGAUCUGAAAUGAUCAAUGAACUUGAUACAAAGAGAAGAGGUGGUAAUGUGGGAUUAAAAUUAGACAUCUCUCAAGCUUAUGACUCACUUAGUUGGGAGUUUCUUUUCCAGGCAUUAAAAAGAUUUGGGUUCUCUGAAAAAUUUGUUAAAUGGAUUCAUAUCUUGCUUAAAUCAGCUAAACUAUCCAUUCUUGUUAAUGGGGGUCCAGUUGGUUUUUUUGAUGUUAGCAGGGGCCUAAGACAGGGAGAUCCCCUCUCUCCUAUUUUAUUUGUGAUAGCAGAAGAUGUGUUAAGAAGAAAUUUAUCCUCAAUGGUGAGGAAAGGUGACUUACUUCCCAUGGUGCAUAGAAAUGGAGUACGUCCUACUCAUAUUAUGUUUGCAGAUGACAUAUUUCUUUUCUGUAAUGAAGAUAGAAGAAACUUGAGAAAAUUACUAUUACUUCUUGAAGAAUAUCAGAAAGCUUCAGGACAAGAAAUUAACUUUGCAAAGAGAAAAUGUUUUGUUGGUGGUACAAGUAUCACUAGAAAAAAUCAACUAACUGCAGAUUGUGGUAUGACUUUAGCUGGAUUCCCUGAUAAAUAUCUUGGAGUCAUGUUAAUUCCAGGCCUGAUAAGAUCAAAUCAUGUAUGGGUGUGUGUGGAAAUGCUACAAGAAAAUUUAGCUGGUUGGAAAGGAAAAAUGCUCUCAUUCCAAGAAAGGUUAGUGUUGGUGAAGCUUGUAUUAUGUAGCAUUCCUAUUUUCAACAUGUCAGUAUACAAAUUGCCAAAAAAAGUUCUAGAAGAAAGUGAGAAAAUAAUAAGAAACUUUUUGUGGUCUGGAAAUCCAGCAGUGAGAAAGACAGUCACUUUAAAAUGGGAAAAACCUUGUUCCCCAUUAGCAGAAGGAGGAUUGGGUAUAAAGCAACUUGAAGUGAUAAAUAAAGCUAUGCUUAUGAAACUUUGUUGGAAGAUUCAAAAUGGCAAAGAUGAAUGGGCUAAAUUUUUUCAAGGGAUUAAAUGGGUUAUUACAGAAGUUGCAGAACAUACAAGAUGGCUAGUGGGAGAUGGAAGCAACAUUUCAGUAUGGAAUGAUAGCUGGCUAGCAAAGCAUAAAAGUCCAGCUAUAAAAGAACUAUGGAGAGUGGUAGCUUUGAUUACUAUGAAGGAGAUAUGGUUUUUGAGAAAUAGAAUAGUCUAUGAUGAAGAGAAAAUUAAUAUAGACUCUGUGAAGCAAAGAAUCAUUCACUUUACAAAAGAAUGUGAAGUAAGAAUGUCUGAGAACAUGUGGAAUUCAUCUUAUGAUCUGCAGAUUCUCAAAACAUUUAAACUUAGCUGUAGGAAGGUGAAGAUAACAAGAAUAAUAGAAAUAUACUUUCAGCUGUCAGCAAAACCAUUCAUUCUAAUAAGCUGUGAUGGUGCUUCAAGAGGUAAUCCAGGGGAUGCAGGGUAUGGAUUUGUUCGCAGAAAGUGGGAUGGUGAAUUCAUAUAUGCAAUGUCAGGAGGACUAGGGAUAGGUUCUAACUUUUUGGCAGAAAUUGUUGCUAUAUUAUGUGCCGGAGAGUGGGCUGUUAACAACAAUUUCUACAAAGUCUGCUUCCAGACUGAUUCUCAAGCCGCAAUAAAGGUUUUUCAGUCACAAACAGUUCCUUGGUGGAGCAUGACAAGAUGGAACAAAAUCAAAAUAUCUCUUCAAGAUUGGUACUUCUCUCACAACUAUAGGGAGAAAAACUUUUCAGCAGACUCAAUGGCUAACAGAGGAGUUAGUUUAGCAAAGGGCGAAAAAAGAAGCUAUACCACAAUACCUGAGUUCAUGAAGACAAUGGAAAUCCCUGGGAAGCCGUACUACAUAAUCUGUUAA
Papaver somniferum (opium poppy) is the source of this 3105-nucleotide messenger RNA. RefSeq lists its product as uncharacterized. The transcript is spliced from 5 exons. NCBI's taxonomy places the organism in Eukaryota, Viridiplantae, Streptophyta, Magnoliopsida, Ranunculales, Papaveraceae. The coding region runs from base 1 to 3105 and encodes 1034 amino acids. The record is from RefSeq and is a predicted model, not a curated record. Gene Ontology annotation, molecular function: RNA-DNA hybrid ribonuclease activity; nucleic acid binding.